UUUAUUUUAAGAUCCAAAUUGCAAUUGCGAAAGGCGAAGGGGGAGGUAGAACUGUAAAUGACCUGAAGGAACAAAAUUUUGGAAUUCAUGGCUGUUCUUGCCUCUAUCCAUCCCAUCGCCCUCCUUCGACCCAAAAUUCCUACUCCAAAACCCACCUUCAGGCCAAAUGCCCAGCUCCUUAGACCCCAUAAAAUGCGAGUACCCUUCAAGCUGAAGGACCAACAGAACCGCAUCUUCCAUGAACUCCCCUCUGGUCUUCAAAUGGAGGUAAUUGUGCAAAAGGGUUCCGCGAAAUCGGCCGAAUCAAUGGCUGCAAAUGUGGAACGCCCACCUCUGCUCUUUGUCCAUGGAAGCUACCACGCUGCUUGGUCUUGGGCAGAACACUGGCUGCCAUUCUUUUCGGCUUCUGGGUUCGAUUGCUAUGCCAUCAGCUUGUUGGGUCAGGGUGAAAGUGAUGCACCAUCUGCAUCGGUUGCUGGUACUCUCCAGACACAUGCGAGUGAUAUUGCUGACUUCAUUCAUACAAGUUUUAGUAUACCACCAGUGUUGCUUGGGCACUCAUUUGGAGGUCUUAUUGUACAAUAUUACAUAGCAAACAGCAAAUAUGAUGAUUUUUCAGAUCCAGAAAGAUUGUUCCCAAGGCUUACUGGAGCUGUUCUUGUCUGUUCUGUACCUCCUUCCGGCAACAGUGGACUCGUAAAGCGCUAUCUCUUUACCAAACCCAUUGCUGCUUUUAAGGUGACACUCAGUUUGGCAGCAAAGGCUUUUCAAACAUCUCUUCCUCUUUGCAAGGAGACAUUUUUCUCUGCAACAAUGGAGGAUCGUCUUGUUUCACGAUAUCAAGAGUUGAUGAAAGAAAGCUCAAGGAUGCCAUUAUUUGAUCUAAGGAAGCUGAACGCAUCCCUUCCAGUACCAUCACUGCCCAAAUCAUGCAUGGAAGUACUAGUGCUUGGUGCAAGUGAUGAUUUCAUUGUGGAUGAUGAAGGAUUGAAUGAAACAGGCAGGUUUUACAGUGUGACACCAAUCUGUAUACAAGGAGUUGCUCAUGACAUGAUGUUGGAUUGUUCUUGGCAAAAAGGUGCAGAUGCUAUCUUAACAUGGCUUAAUUGCUUAGGAUCAUAAACAUCAUCUACCUUCCAAUUUUGUUAUCUAUAUUCUCCUCUCCUCUUUCGAGAUCGUAUCGAACCUUUUGGAUCUGUUCAAUAUCGGUGUUUUAUAUGUGAGUUUCUCCAUACUUGAAC
Cucurbita moschata (crookneck pumpkin) is the source of this 1241-nucleotide messenger RNA. RefSeq lists its product as uncharacterized. Bases 88 to 1122 code for a protein of 344 amino acids. The transcript has 8 exons. NCBI's taxonomy places the organism in Eukaryota, Viridiplantae, Streptophyta, Magnoliopsida, Cucurbitales, Cucurbitaceae. The record is from RefSeq and is a predicted model, not a curated record.